Drosophila innubila is the source of this 1604-nucleotide messenger RNA. Its product is annotated as glutamate transporter polyphemus. The record is from RefSeq and is a predicted model, not a curated record. The coding region runs from base 38 to 1396 and encodes 452 amino acids. Gene Ontology annotation, cellular component: vacuolar membrane. Gene Ontology annotation, molecular function: amino acid transmembrane transporter activity. Gene Ontology annotation, biological process: amino acid transmembrane transport. The transcript has 7 exons. NCBI's taxonomy places the organism in Eukaryota, Metazoa, Arthropoda, Insecta, Diptera, Drosophilidae.
CUUUUAUUCUGAGAUUUUACAACACGAGAAAUAUAAAAUGGCAAAUGCACAAGUUGAAUCGCAGCAUGCGCAAAUGACCUUGGUGCAAUCGAGUUCGUCGUAUUAUUAUUACGAUCCCUACGAAAGACGGACAGUUGAGGUGCCUUUGAACAACUUUGAUGCCUUCGUCUCACUGUUAAAAUGCGUAAUGGGCACAGGAAUUCUGGCCAUGCCGUUGGCCAUACGAUAUUCCGGAAUUGUGAUCGGUGUUCUCCUCUCGGUGUUGCUAAUGAUUUUGCUCACCUACUGCAUCCAUUUGCUGAUCAAUGGCAUGACUGAGUGCUGUCGACGUAUUCAUGUGCCACAGGUAUCGAUGCCGGAAGCCGUCCAGAUUGCCUAUCAAUUGGGGCCAGGAUGUGUGCAUUGUUUUGCCAGUGCGGCUGGAUUUUUGACCAGCUGUGUACUGGUUAUCGGACAAUUUGGCCUCUGUUGCGUUUAUAUUGUUUUUGUGGCCAAGAACUUUAAGGAAAUCGGCGACUAUUACUGGAAGGACUAUAAUGAGCGUUACUAUGUUAUAGGUGUUUGUCUGCUUCAACUGCCAUUCUUUAUGAUACGAAAACUCAAGUAUCUGGUACCGCUGAAUCUCAUCUCCAACUUUCUGCUCUAUGUGGGCUUCAUCUGCAUUAUGUACUAUCUGGUUAGGGGACUCCCAAAACCAGAGGAGCGUGAAAUGAUUAAGCCACCUUCGGAUUGGAUGAUGUUUUUUGGCAUUGCUGCUUUCUCACUUACAGCUGUGGGUUCGAUGCUUGUCGUGGAGGCGAACAUGGCACAUCCGGAAAACUAUCUGGGAUUUUGUGGUGUCCUUAAUAUGGCCGUGUUUUUCAUUCUCUUUACCAAUAUAUUUUUCGGCAUCAUGGGCUAUUGGCGAUUUGGAGAGCAAGUGGAAGCCAGUGUUACACUAAAUAUUCCCCAGAAUGAGGUUCUUUCCCAGAUUAUCAAGACGUCAAUUGCAUGCGGUAUUUUUCUUAGUUAUCCCCUUAAUGGCUUUGUUGUUAUAACGGUUGUCUUUAGAGACUAUGGAAAUGAAUAUCAUAAUAAACAUCAUUAUUCCGUGGAAUUUGCCGUGCGACUAUGUUUUCUGUUCUUGACAGGAGUUGUGGCUGUUGUGGUGCCAAAUUUGGCCGCCUUAACGGAGUUGGAAGGAGCAUUCUCUCUAUGUAAUUUAAAUCUUAUAUGUCCAGCUCUGAUUGAUAUGUUCAUCAACUACGAUACGGGUUAUGGUAGACUGCGUUGGAAGCUAAUACGUGACAUUGCGCUUAUAAUAAUAGGUAUUAUCUUUGGCAUUGUGGGAUGCACUGUGGCCAUACGUCAACUGGUGGAAGACUUACGGGGGACGGUGCAAAGUAUCAAACUCUAAGGCUGAAUUUAAUUGCUUGUGUUGUUGUUCUUAUUGUCUUUUAGUUUACAGUAUGUACAGUACUAUAUACGUAUGUUGUUGGUUGAAAGACUUGACUUGCCUGCUUGGCUUUAUUACGUUUUAAUUAACUAGAAUCGCCAGCAAUUAUAACAAAGUUGCUCAGUACUAAGCUCUCCUCUUGUUUAUAUACAUUUGUAGCCUUAUCUUA